UUGGCAAUUUAUGUUUCCCCAUGUGGGAGACAUGAAGCUUUAAACGAGGUGUUCUCAUCAUUAAUUAUGAUUUCCCCUACAGCUAGCGGGUUCAGCGGUGGUUAACCAGCCUGCCUUUCUGCAACUCUAAAGAGUUAUGUUCAUUAAGGAAGAAAAUUUUUUUUUCACAAGGAGAGCUGCUUUUGUGAUAAAUUAUUCAAUCGUGUAGAGAGGGAGGGUCGAUCGCAGACACUGGGUAUGAUGGUUCGGAGGCAGGUUGAACUCCACCAGCGCUCUCGAGUCUAUUAAGGUCACCAAUUUAAAUCAAAACCUGUUAAAAUCAGGUAACUCCCAGUCCACUUGCUUUCCGAGUUUUCGGCGUGUUGAGAAAGAAACUCGAGGAGUUGGAGAUCUCGGUGCCGGACAUCGACUGGACAACAAGCGGGAGUGGUGUCGGACGCCGAGAGCCAACCCUGGUCGCUGCAGGAUGAAGGGACGGUCCGGACUCGGCGUUCUGGGACUGAUGUACUGCUGCAUCGCCCUGAAUCCACAGGUUAACACCGCUGAUGAAAUUACCAAGGCAGAACAAAUCAACCAACUUAUUGAAGAAAAUAUAAAGUGUGAUCAUCAAAUAUUGAAUCAAACUGAAGGAGAUGGAUCUUGUUCUCUGGAGUGGGAUGGGUUAACUUGUUGGCCAAAAGGUAUCCCAGGAAAGUUGACUGCGGUUCCCUGCCCAAGCUACAUGCAUGACUUUAAUCAUGACGGGUUUGCCUAUCGACACUGCGAUGAUGAUGGGAAGUGGAAGUUUGUGGAAAGCCGAAACCAAACAUGGGCAAAUUACACAGAGUGCAUCAUACAAACCUUCAACUGGCAAAGACAACAGGAACUUUUUGAGCGGUUGUCAGUGAUGUAUACCUUAGGAUAUGCCAUUUCACUCUGCUCACUGAUCGUAGCGAUUAUGAUCAUGGGAUACUUCAAAAGACUCCAUUGCACCAGGAAUUAUAUCCACAUGCACUUGUUUGCCUCCUUCAUGCUCAGAGCCAUCAGUGUUUUCAUCAAAGACCACGUUUUGCUUUCUUAUCUUGGAGAAACUUACGACUCUCCUUCCGUGGAUGACGUGAAAGCCAUGACGAGCUUUGCUACAACAGACAAGUCCUAUGAUGUAGGAUGCAAGAUCAUUGUUGUGUUGUUUCUCUACUUCUUGGCUACGAACUACUUCUGGAUCCUAGUGGAGGGUCUAUACUUACAUUGCCUCAUAUUGAUGGCCUUUCUGUCUGACAGAAAAUAUCUGUGGAGUUUCACCUUCAUUGGAUGGGGAGUUCCAUCAAUCUUUGUUGUGGCUUGGGCCAUUGUGAGAGCAAUAUUGGCUGAUGAAAGAUGUUGGGAACUGAAUAUGGGCAACUUUAAAUGGAUUUAUCAAGCACCAAUUGUUAUAACUAUUGUGAUAAACUUUAUUUUUUUUGUCAAUAUCAUUCGGGUUCUGGCGACCAAGCUGCGUGAGACCAAUGCUGGGCGAUAUGAUGCAAGGAAGCAGUACAGAAAAUUAGCAAAAUCCACCCUGAUUCUUGUGUUGGUCUUUGGAGUCCAUUACGCUGUGUUUGUUGGUGUACCACACACCUUCACUGGAGUAUCAUGGGAAAUCAGGAUGCACUUUGAGCUUUUCUUCAACUCAUUUCAGGGAUUCUUUGUUGCCGUCAUUUACUGUUUCUGCACGGCAGAGGUACAGACAGAAAUUAAAAAGUUAUGGACGAAGUGGAACCUCUCCUUGGAUUGGAAUGGGAAAACAAGUUGUGGUACCAACAGAUAUUCCUCAGCACUAACCAACCUGACCAAUAGCACUGCCAGCCAGGAUCAGGUGACUGGGCAUAUGUCAUUGUUAACUUCCAAAUUCCUUAAGAAUGGAGCUAAGCGUGAAAACAGUCAGUUGACCUUACCCGGGUAUGUAGGAAGCAGCUCUGACCCAGAGAGCAUGCAAGCAUCCAUUCUUGAAGAAGCCAAUGAAAAUGAAAAAAUCCAAGAAGAUAAAAUUAAAGAUUCCUCAAAGCCAGUACAGAAAGCAAACAAGGACAUGAAAAAACAGUGUAAAGCACAAGAUUAGAAUGAAAUGAACAUUUGCUCUAUCAAAAUUCUUGCGCAAGGAUCAGAGUUCUCUGUAAUAGGAUGAAAUACUCUGGCUACAGUUUUUUUUAAUCCAGCAUGACUAUUUUGUUCAUAUAGUAUUAUUCAGCUCUGAUAAAACUGUUGAUUACUGCACAUAAGUGGUUCAAAUUUCAUCUGAUUAAUAUUUUACCAUGCUGCAUCUGAUACUGGUUUAUGAUUUGUGUGAGAGCCUAAAAAUUAUUUUGCUUGUCCCAUUCAUUCCCCAAUAGGUUUUAAAAUAAAAAUACAGCUUUAAGUCUAUGCUUGUACGAAAAAUGCUGCUGAAUCCUGUUGGAAGUACAAAUAUAACUAUUGUUUCUUAAUAAAUACCUUUUUGCUCCAUUUGUUCAUAGGAAGCAAAGGACUUAAAUGACUACCUGUGUUUUGAGCUCCUGGCUGCAAGUUAUUUCAACUCCCCUUCCCAUUCCCACACCAACCUGUCUAUUCUCAGCCCCCUCCACUGUUACAGCAAGGCCAAGUGCGAACUGGAGGAACACCUCACACUCUGCUUAGGUGGUCUACAGCCCAAUGGUAUGAACAGUGAAUUUUCCAAUUUCAGGUAACCCACUCCCCUCGUGUUCCUUUCUCAUUACUACUCCCUCGGUUCACCUUUCCUAUCCCCUCUCCCACUUGCUUCCAUCUGCCUAUCAUCCCUUCCUUAUCUGCUUCCACCUGUGACCCUACCAGCCUCUGGCUCUACCUCCCAUUCACUUCUAUUUACUACUAUCUCCCCUCUGCACUCUCAGUCCUGAUGCAGGGUCUCAACCCAAAACAUUGACCAUCCAUCCCCUUGCCUCCACGGAUACUGCUUCACCCGCUGAGUUCUUCCAGCAGUUCGUUUUUUGCGCUAGAAAGCAAACAUAUUUUAAGUUGCAAACAAGGGGAGAGGCAAAAAGAAUAGGAUGAUAGGGUAGGGACCGAGAGACUCUGAAUGGCACAAGCAGUUGUGGUGCCCAAUGGGGGUGCAUGGAUUAGUGGCUUGAAUUUAGCGACUACAGGCUGCCCACAGGUUAACAGCACCUGACUUAUGGACACCCCUACAUGUGAACGAGCUCCCAUAAUAUUAUUAAAUUCAAAUGUCCGACGUAAGUACAAACGUUAAUUCCUACAAAUGACAGAACUAGUUUUCUCUCCCUCUCACCGCUUUAAUUAUUGUUUUUUGUAUCAGUCUUAUGUGCUUUUGAUGCCAUUCAUUGCAAUACUGUGGAGGUAUGGUUACUGUAUCUAGUGAUUUUUGUGUAUUUUCUGACUCAUGGACGUCUGUAAAAACGAAACCCAUUCGUUACCCGGGGACGACCUGUACCGCCAAACCAGCACUUUUACUUGAUGGGCUCUUGUACUGUAGCUGUGAUUAUGAUAAAGCCAAAGCAGUUCUUCUCCUUCUGGAGGUGGUCGACAACCUGUGUGAACAGAGUGUACAACGGUGUGCCUCCUGAAUGAAAAUCAGAGUGAAAAAUCCUCAUUGGGAUAAGGAGGGUCCAGAGCUGGAAGUGUAAGUUAGAAUAUUGAAGAGAAAGUGGAAGGAAAGAAAGAGGAUGAAAAAGCAACAAAGAAAAUGUAAUUAUUUCAAAAUUAAGUUAUCUGCAAAAACAUUAAAUGGUAUUUGAAGGAAUGAGUCUCUGCACCUUUAACUUUCCAGUGAUGGAACCCUCUACCUUGAUAAUGAUAAAUUACCUCACCCUAUUCAUGAUGUAUGGCACCACAACGGGCCACCCUCUUGACCUGACUUAAGUUCACAAUCAGUGAUAGUACUCACUGGUAACAGUUUAUUCACAUUAUCAAUAACAUCUUCCUACCUGUGACCAUAUCCUCUCCCCUGAUCCUCGAAUCAAAUGCUCAGCAGCAUAUUCCACCCGUAAAACAUAACUGGCAUUGAUCUCAGUCACACAGUGCAUAAACAAGCCCUGCCAGCCAAAAAAAGUACCCAUAUAUACUAAUCCCAUUUACCAGCACUUGGUCCAUAGCCUGCUAUGCCUUGACAAUUCAAGUGCUCAUCCAGGUACUUCUUAAAUAUUGUGAGAGUACCUGCCUCCACUUCCCAUUCAGGCAGUGUUCCAGAUUGCAAUCACACUCUGGAUGGACAUAAAAUCCUUAGAUCCCCUCUAAAUCUCUUGAUACAUUUUAAACACCAGCUUUGCUUCUGCUUUCAAUUCUGCUGUCCCCACCAAACCCCUCUGAAUCUCUCCUCCCUAUCAUCCCACUUGGCACAUCUCAUUCUUUGUCAAUUUAAACCUUGCACCAGCUCACUAGUGCCACAGUUGUGAAAAUAUUCAAAUCAAAAGGAUGUUAUUGAAACAAAAAAGAUUUGUGUAAAAAACAAAAGUACAAAAUUGUUCUUUUCAAAUCUAAGUCAACACUUUUAAAAAUACUGCCACAAAGCUGCCUACCACAACAGAAUUGAAAGCAGAACACAAGUAGUGAAGGGAAAGAAUUUGGAGCACAUGGUCCUACUGGAUGUAAGUCCUUGAUUUAGGAAGCAUACUUAAUGUUGUAAAGUAGGAAAUUUCUGCUUUUAAAAAAUGUCAUUGUUUAUAGUGCAAUUGUGUAAAAACUAUAGGUGGUGUGGUUUUGUAAUUUGUUCCUUCGUUAUACAACUCACGUGUACUCUUUGAGAAAAGAAGCACUGAAAUUAAAGUCUGUGACAA
Messenger RNA from Pristis pectinata (smalltooth sawfish), 4763 nucleotides. RefSeq names its product parathyroid hormone 2 receptor-like. Bases 467 to 2077 code for a protein of 536 amino acids. Gene Ontology annotation, cellular component: plasma membrane. Lineage: Eukaryota; Metazoa; Chordata; Chondrichthyes; Rhinopristiformes; Pristidae. The record is from RefSeq and is a predicted model, not a curated record. The transcript is spliced from 13 exons. Gene Ontology annotation, molecular function: G protein-coupled peptide receptor activity; parathyroid hormone receptor activity; peptide hormone binding. Gene Ontology annotation, biological process: adenylate cyclase-modulating G protein-coupled receptor signaling pathway; cell surface receptor signaling pathway.